Musa acuminata AAA Group (dessert banana) is the source of this 1746-nucleotide messenger RNA. RefSeq names its product zinc finger CCCH domain-containing protein 9-like. Gene Ontology annotation, molecular function: metal ion binding; mRNA binding. The transcript is spliced from 2 exons. NCBI's taxonomy places the organism in Eukaryota, Viridiplantae, Streptophyta, Magnoliopsida, Zingiberales, Musaceae. The record is from RefSeq and is a predicted model, not a curated record. The coding region runs from base 236 to 1438 and encodes 400 amino acids.
AGUACAUUGGUCUUCGUUUGCGCGUAGCUUGAUGAACGAACCGAUGAUCCUGCGUUCGCGUCUCUUGUUGGUCGUUUUGGUUUUGGAUUUUGGCGCACAUUUAGUUCACUUGAAUUGGUUUGUGGUAGAUCGGGGAGUUCUUGUUGUAGUCGUUUUCUCUUCUUUCUUCGAUCUGACGAGAAAUGCGAUCUUGAUGUUGAGCAAAAUUAAUGGUUUAUUUGAUGUUUUAUGGUAAAUGUUUCUUGAUUUUAUGGGUUCCGGUCUCUUUCUUGAUUUCCUGUUGCUUAGUUUCUUGGUGUUGUUGUGGUUGGUCUCCUUAGCAGAGAGAUCGAUGCAGCAAGAGGUUGUUUCUCCCAGCAAUGGCGACCGCCUCGGUUCUUCGAUCACAUCGCCGUCAUUCGUUUCACCAGAUCGACGGCCCCAGUCCCCCGUAUACUUCAACAGUGGUGGCGAUCUCCCGUGCACGUACCCCGUCUUCUCACCCGAGGACAGCUUGGCGCUCUUGAGCCCUCUUCUCCCCGCCUCCAGCUCUGUCUCGAUAUCCCCCUCGUCGGUUUACUUCGAUGAGGUGGAGGCCGCCGCCACCGCCACUGAAAACCGCCUCUACCUGGCCCGACUCGCCCUCCAAUACCAGGAGAUGACCGAGAACUACGACCUCUGCCUCUCCCACCUCCGCGACGCCGCCGAGGAGGUUGAGUCCCUCCGCCGCGAGAACGCGAGCCUCCGAGCGGCCAAUGUAGAGCUUACAAGGCGGCUCGGUCUCCUCGCCGGGAAGCACGGCGGUCGUGUGACGAUAUCCGCGGCUGCGGCACUGGCUGAUGAGUUCCGUGGACUCAGCGUCGCCGAACCACCGCCCGCCGAGGAGAGCCCCACGAGCGUGCUCGCCUUCCAGGAAAGCGUCAGUGGCUGCCAGUUUACGAGGACGCCGGUUGUCGAGAAGCGGGUCUCGCUGCCUAAGAGCAUCUCGAUUCGGUCCAGUGGGUACCUGAAGCUGAACCCGGGCGGCGGAGCCACUUCGGCUGCGAACCGCAACGGCCGGUUUCGCCUUUCCAACCCCGUCAUGAUCGGCUCGCAGCGGGUGUCCGUGGGAGGGGGAAGCACCAAUAAGAAGGGCGAAAGAAGCAGAGGAGAGGACAAAGAAGAGGAGGGGGAGGAGGGGGGCGGCGGAGCAAUGGAGGUGGAAGUCUACCACCAGGGAAUGUUCAAGACGGAGCUGUGCAACAAGUGGGAGGAGAGCGGGGAGUGCCCCUACAGCGACCACUGCCAGUUCGCCCACGGCAUAGCCGAGCUCCGCCCUGUCCUCCGCCACCCCCGCUACAAGACCGAGCUCUGCCGCAUGGUCGUCUCCGGUGGCACCUGUCCUUACGGCCACCGGUGCCACUUCCGCCACUCCCUCUCUCCCUCGGACCACCAACGCCUCCUCCUCCGCCCUCAGUAGAGAUUGCUGUUGUUCCUAUAUCCUACUCAAAACAUACGUAGCAUGGCAAACAUAUCCUCUGACCGUAAUUAAUGACAAUAAAUAAAAAAGAAACAAAAGCUUACCACAAAAAUGAAACAUUGAGUACCGAAGUUAUGUUCUCCCCCUAACCAAAAUUAUUACGAAUGCUGAAGGAAGAGUAGCAGAUUUAAUCCGAUACGAGUUGGUGUGAAUAUGCAUAAAGAAAGCAGGCGAUCCCGUAUGGUUCUGUUUGUAAAUGGCUUUUGCUCUGGAUGUGUUUGCCUUAGUCAAUAAUCAAUGUGUGUAGA